Messenger RNA from Rubroshorea leprosula, 3712 nucleotides. The record is from the annotation of a GenBank genome assembly. NCBI's taxonomy places the organism in Eukaryota, Viridiplantae, Streptophyta, Magnoliopsida, Malvales, Dipterocarpaceae.
GAGCUAGGCGCUGCUAAUAUUCACGUGAACAAUGGAGGUGAACCAGAGCAAAAUGAUCACGCUGAAUAGUUCAAACUAUCAGCUGUGGAAAGGGAAAAUGGAGGACCUUCUUUAUGUGAAGGAAUUUCAUGAGCCUAUCUUUUCAGAACAAAAGCCAGACAACAUGAAGGAUGAAGAAUGGUGGCUACUCUAUAGGCACAAAGAUGGCACUCCCACAGCAGACCAUGUUAAUGAUUUCCUUGGCAUCAUCAAGGAGUUAGCUAAUUUGGGCAUAAACUUUGAUGAUGAAGUGAAUGGUCUGAUUCUUCUCAACACCUUGUCGGAAUCAUGGGAGAGUUUUAGAUCAACAACAAUCAACUUAUCUCCUGGUGGUCAAGCCACACUGGAAAUUGCCAAAAACAAGAUAUUUGAAGAGGAAAAAAGGAUGCGGGCAUUGGGAGUCUUCUCGCAACCAAAUACUCAAGCUCUUGUCACGGAGAAUAGAGGCAGGAGUAAAACCAGAGAACCCAGAGGACGAGGAGGCAGAUCCAGAUCAAAGUCCAAAAGUGGAGUGAAAUGCUAUCAUUGUGGCCAACUAGGCCACAUGAAAAGGAAUUGCUACUUGUUGAAAGGAAAAGACAAGAAAAGGGUUGAAGAUAGCAAUACAACCGCUGUAGCAUCUACCAAUGGCGAUGACGUGACUCUACUAUGUGAUCGUGGGGAGUGCUUCCAUGUAGAAAACUCAGAUACUAAGUGGAUAAUUGAUUCUGGUGCCUCUUAUCAUUGUGUUCCCAAAAGGGAAUAUUUUUCAACAUACAAAGUAGGAGACUUUGGCACCAUAAAAAUGGGAAACAAGAGUGUUUCUCAUAUUAUGGGAGUUGGUGAUAUCUGUGUCCAGACAAAUGUUGGAUGCACAUUAACACUGAAAAAUGUGCGACAUGUUCCCGAUAUGCGUAUGAAUCUGUUGUCUGCAAAAGCACUGGAUGAAGAAGGAUACACACACUAUUUCGGGAAUGGUAGCUGGAAACUCACUAAAGGAUCAUUGGUGGUGGCAAAAGGAAGAGCAUGUUGCUCAUUAUACAAGACACACAUGAAAAUGUGUGGAGGUCAAUUGAACGCAGUUGAAGAUGAGGCUUCUCCAAAUUUAUGGCAUAAAAGAUUAGCUCACAUGAGUGAGAAAGGAUUGCAACUUUUGGCUAAGCAGUCCCUUGUUCCCAUUGCCAAAGGUGGACAUGUGAAUCCUUGUGAUGUUUGCUUAUUUGGAAAGCAACACCAAGUUUCUUUUCAAAAGAAUUUGACUCGGAAGGAGAACAAGCUAGACUUGGUCUACUCUGACGUUUGUGGUCCCUUAGAGGUAGAGUCGUUUGGUGGCAAUAAAUAUUUUGUUACCUUUAUUGAUGAUGCAACUCGAAAGACUUGGGUAUACUUGUUGCAGAAUAAAAGCCAAGUUUUCAAGUAUUUCCAGCAUUACCAUGCUAUGGUGGAAAGGGAGACAUUGUUGAAGUUGAAAUGUCUCCAUACAGAUAAUGGAGGGGAGUACACCUCCAAAGAAUUCAGAGACUAUUGUUCCAAGUAUGGCAUGAGGCAUGAGAAGACAGUUCUUGGCACUCCACAACACAACGGUGUUGCAGAACGGAUGAACCGUACCAUUGUGGAGAAAGUUCGAUGCAUGCUAAGAAUGGCAACUCUACCUAAGCCAUUCUGGGGUGAAGCAAUCAACACAGUAGUUUAUUUGAUCAACCGGUCACCUUCAGUUCCUUUGAAUUUUGAAAUCCCAGAGAAAGAACAGAGAUCAAAGCUGGAUGAUAAAACUAUUCCAUGCAUUUUUGUUGGGUAUGGUGAUGAGGAGUUUGGCUACAGACUAUGGGACCCAGAAAAGAAGAAAAUUGUCAAAAGUAGAGAUGUCGUGUUUCAUGAACACGAGAAAAUUAAUGAUUUGAAGGAGGACAAAGCUACAGGAAGCUCUGGAGAGGGUGUAGAAGAUUUAACACCGGCAAAAACUCCUUCAAGAAAAAUUACAAAUGAAGAAGAGGUGCAAGCACCAGAAGAUGAGAUAGAGAAGCCAACAAUUGAAGAAGAUGAAGCAAGUGUAGAUGGGGGAAAUGAUAAGCAAGGGGAGCAACCCCUGCCACAAGAGGAAGAACCUCAGUUGAGAAGGUCCACCAGAGAGCAUAAAGCAUCUGCAAGAUACUCCAGUUCUGAUUAUAUCUUGAUCUCUGAAGAGGGGGAGCCAGAGAACUUCCAAGAGGUGCAGUCUCACAAAGAUAAAAACUGCUGGAUGAAGGCUAUGCAGGAAGAAAUGAACUCCCUACAUAAAAACAAUACUUAUGAGCUUGUGGAACUUUCCAAAGGAAGAAAAACCCUGAAGAACAAAUGGGUGUUCAAGCUCAAGAAAGAUGGUGACAAGAUAGUUAGAUAUAAGGCUUGGCUGGUGCCAGAAGGUUUUGAAGAACAAGGGAAGAAGCAUAUGGUUUGCAAAUUGAAGAAGAGCUUGUAUGGACUAAAGCAAGCUCCAAGACAAUGGUAUAAGAAGUUUGACUCUUUUAUGAUGAGUCAUGGUUACCAAAGAGCAAAUGCAGAUCCAUGUGUCUACAUCAGAUUAUUCCUUGAUGGCAACUUCAUUAUCCUUUUGUUAUAUGUUGAUGAUAUGCUGAUUUUGGGACAAGAUGUUGAGAAAAUUUGCAGGUUAAAAGAGGAGUUAUCAAAGUCCUUUGACAUGAAGGACUUGGGACCAACAAAGCAAAUUCUGGGUAUUGCUAUUACCCGUGAUAGAGAGGCUCGGAAGUUGUGGUUAUCACAGGAGAAGUAUGUUGAACGGAUGCUUGAAAGGUUCAACAUGAAACAUGUUAAGCCAGUUAGCACUCCUCUUGCAAAUCACUUCAAGCUGAGUAAACGAUCUUGUCCAACUACCAAAGAAGAAAAGGUGAAAAUGUCAUCUAUUCCUUAUUCUUCUGCAAUCGGUUCACUGAUGUAUGCAAUGGUAUGUACACGGCCAGACAAUGCUCAUGUUGUUGGUGUUGUGAGUAGAUUCUUGUCUGAUCUAGGCAAGAUUCAUUGGGAAGCUAUUAAGUGGGUCUUCAAAUAUCUGAGAGGUACCACCAAGUUGUGUUUGACUUUUGGGCAAACUGAACCAAUUUUGAAGGGAUACAGAGAUGCAGACAUGGCAGGUGACCUUGAUAAUAGAAAAUCUAUUUCAGGGUAUUUAUUCACUUUUGCUGGGGGAGCUGUAUCAUGGCAAUCAAAAUUGCAGAAGUGUGUUGCCUUGUCAACAACCGAAGCUGAAUACAUUGCAGCUACAGAAGUUGGUAAAGAGAUGCUUUGGAUGAAAAGAUUCCUUCAAGAAUUGGGAUUAAAGCAAAAAGAGUAUGUAGUAUUUUGUGAUAGCCAGAGUGCUAUAGAUUUGAGCAAGAAUACUAUGUACCAUGCUCGAACAAAACAUAUAGAUCUGAGAUAUCACUGGUUGCGAUUGGUGACAGAGAACAAGCAAUUUCAACUCAGAAAGAUUCACACAAACAACAAUGUUGCUGAUAUGAUGACAAAAGUUCUUCCCAGGGAAAAGUUUGAAUAUUGCACGAAGUCGGCCGGGAUGGACUCCAAGUAAGGAGUCAGGAUUUAUAUCUCCUCCCAUGGGGUUGGAGGGGGAGAUUGUUGGCGGAAAUUUCCAGCCCAUGUGAACACAAUGACUUCCAUGUGGUAAAAUCUUCAUACCCUAUAGUAAAAGGCUGCACCUAUG